GAGGUGAAAGCGCUGUCGCCACUGACCACCGCCCGCCCGCUGCCCCGCCUGGCGCGCCAGGCCUCCUUCGACAGCCAGGACUUCCUCCAGGUCAAUGUUGAGGACACUGUCGAGAUGCUGCCCAAGUCACGGCGCGCGCUGACCAUCCAGGAGAUAGCCGCCCUGGCCCGCUCCUCGCUGCACGGCAUCUCGCAGGUGGUGAAGGAGCACGUGACAAAGCCGACGGCCAUGGCGCAGGGCCGUGUCGCCCACCUCAUCGAGUGGAAGGGCUGGUGCAAGCCGGUGGAGCCACCCACUGCCCUGGAAAAAAGCCACGGGGGGGGGGGCGAGCAGGAGGCACGCUUCGCUGCCGGUGUGGCGGAACAGUUUGCCAUCGCUGAGGCCAAGCUGCGAGCCUGGUCCUCAGUGGACGGGGACGACUCCAACGAUGAAUCU
Messenger RNA from Tauraco erythrolophus (red-crested turaco), 435 nucleotides. NCBI's taxonomy places the organism in Eukaryota, Metazoa, Chordata, Aves, Musophagiformes, Musophagidae. The record is from RefSeq and is a predicted model, not a curated record.